AAGCAGCAACAACACACACGGAGAUUGGAGUUCAGUCUGCGCGAGCACUGCAUAACGGCUGCUUCAUCGAGACACUUCUCCGUUAACCGGCUUUAAAAUCAUCUUCCAGAAACCGACACCAUGGGCGUGGAAGGCUGCACGAAAUGCAUCAAAUACAUGCUCUUCUUCUUCAAUUUCAUCUUUUGGCUGACUGGUUGUGUAAUCUUGGGGGUUUCUCUCUGGCUUCGUCAUGACAAUAAGACCAGCAGUCUUCUGGAACUGAAGUACGAGGGCACAGAAGCACCCAGCACCUUCUACAUCAGCGUCUACAUCUUGAUUGCUGUUGGUGCUGUGAUGAUGUUUGUUGGAUUCCUUGGUUGCUAUGGAGCCAUUCAGGAAUCCCAGUGUCUUCUCGGAACAUUCUUUGCCUGCUUGGUCAUUCUGUUUGCCUGUGAGGUUGCGGCUGGAAUCUGGGGAUUCAUGCACAAAGACAAGAUCUCCAAAGAGCUGAUCACUUUCUAUGACUCUGUGUAUGACAAAAGCAUUACACUUACAGACACUGAGCAAAGGCAGACUUCCGCUGCUGUCUUGAAGGUCUUCCAUGAGACUCUUAACUGCUGUGGCAAAGGAGGCGUGCUUUCAGUUGCUACGAUGUGGAUGUCAGACACCUGUCCUAAAAAAACUUCUGACAACUGUCACACCAAGAUCAAAGAGCUUUUCUCUGAGAAGAUCUAUUUGAUUGGCAUCGCUGCCUUGGUUGUUGCUGUUAUCAUGAUCUUCGAGAUGAUCUUCAGCAUGGUGCUUUGCUGCGGCAUCAGGAACAGCCCUGUUUACUGAAACAGAGGGGCAAGAUAUUACCUUUAAAACAUCAGCCAAAAAAAAAAAAUAUUUUGUUUUAUAUCUACCAUCUCCUAUUUUGUUUUGUAUCUACCAUUGUUUCCUAAUGUAGUCAACCUGUUCAGUUCCUGAAGUCUCAGAACAAUUUCUGUGCAUUUUUUUUGUUCAAACGUUGCAGUGGAACCACCAACAACUAGUCUGCUAUUGUUUAUGCUGUAGUUGGCAAAGACUAGUUGCGAUCUGUAGCUAUAGCAGUAGACUUACACAGUCCAUGAUCACAUGAAGAAUGGAUACAUUUAUUUGCUUGUAGUUUUUUGUGUUAACUGUUAAGUACUGCUAUUGCUAUUGGUUAAUAUCAUUCUUUACGUAUGUACAUGUAUAAACUGUAUAUAUUUGCAGCCCUAUAUGGCUCUUAAGCAUGAAUCUCGUAUUGAACACUCCUGUCCAUCUUCCUCUCUGAGACUGCUGUUUGUAUGUUCACGUUUCUUCCUGAGAAACCACUAAAUAAACAGUGUUAGCUAGGUGAGAGAGAAAGUCAGAACACAGUGCUUAUUGAAAGCGAGAGUGCAAGGACUAAGAAUGUUAAAGACCCAGGUAUACUUCAUUUUCUGUGUUCCGCUCCGUCCAGCGCACAGUUAAACUUGCAAGCCAUUCAAAAUACACUCCAUAGACGGGGUUAAGCUAGAAGGGAUACAGCAGCGGCCGGAAACUAACAAUAAAUUACGUCCUACCUAUUAGAUUGUGUUUAUUAACGUCUACACCUACCGGACUGUUCUUAAAUUCUUAAAUUACGCCACACAGGACCGGACUGUCAGCGACCUGGAGCUGAACUCGGGACAAGGAAAGUAUAUUUUCGGCCUAAACUUUUUGAAGUUGACGAGCACUGCGUUACUUAAUACACUGUGUGACAUUCAAGCUCAAUCGGUGCAAAACGUAAUAUAUACCGGGUUCUGUGGGCCAACAAGUUAAUGUCAGUCAACAACACUUGUAACAUAAUGUUGAUUACCACAAAAAUAUUUUCCCCUUC
Messenger RNA from Labeo rohita (rohu), 1843 nucleotides. RefSeq names its product CD81 molecule a (gene cd81a). Bases 121 to 816 code for a protein of 231 amino acids. The record is from RefSeq and is a predicted model, not a curated record. Gene Ontology annotation, cellular component: membrane. NCBI's taxonomy places the organism in Eukaryota, Metazoa, Chordata, Actinopteri, Cypriniformes, Cyprinidae. The transcript is spliced from 8 exons.